This is a messenger RNA of Harpegnathos saltator (Jerdon's jumping ant), 1486 nucleotides long. RefSeq names its product TIP41-like protein. Gene Ontology annotation, cellular component: cytosol. NCBI's taxonomy places the organism in Eukaryota, Metazoa, Arthropoda, Insecta, Hymenoptera, Formicidae. Bases 245 to 1201 code for a protein of 318 amino acids. Gene Ontology annotation, biological process: TOR signaling. The record is from RefSeq and is a predicted model, not a curated record. The transcript has 6 exons.
UGGUGCCUUUAGAAUGCGAUUGGUCAUUUGGUGAUGUGGGUAAUUUAUAAAUUCUUGCAUUAUUUGCCAUCAAAACGGAAAUACAUGUCUACGCGAGCGUUUGCCGAAAAUUUAGUUCCACUGUGGGGAUUGAUAUAAGUGAGUGACGAAUGUAUUCGACAGUGUUCAACAUGUGAUUAAGCUGAUUUCAAUUUUUAACUUUCAUAAUAAAAAUUGGCUUCUCAUCCUGACAUUGUAGAAGGUCAUGACAGCUGUAAAGGUACAUGGUGGAAUUGACAUCUUGAGGUUGCCAGUGAAUGAAGAGGUUUAUGUUUGUUCACCAUGGCAUAUCAAGUAUACACAGUCUCAUAUACUGCAUUCCAAGUGUUCCAAAAGUGAGAAUGGUUGCAGUAACAAAGACAAUGAAGCUUGUCAAUUUUGCGUCUACAAUAAUACAUUAGAGCUGCCACAUAUGCCUGAUAUGGUAUUCCCCAAUAAUGUAUUGACUCUGACACAUCAAGAUGGAGCAUUAUUGCAGUUUAAUGCUUUAGAUGCACUAAGGCAUGUAUCCAAUGGGAAAAUCAAUGUACAAUUGGCAUGUGCAGAAGCAUGGAAGGAAUCUAGAUCGGACAGCAGUGAAUAUUUAGAAGAAAAAGUGAAACCUUUUGAUUGGACAUUUACUACAGAUUAUACUGGUACAAUAUUUGGUUUUAAAAUUGAGGAGACAAAUGAGAGAAUUGAUAUGGAUAAACUAAGGCAAAGAGAUAAAAUAUUGUUUUAUAAUGACUUAACCCUGUUUGAGGAUGAACUUCAUGACAAUGGUAUUGCGGUGAAUUCAGUAAAAAUUAGAGUCAUGCCCAGCAGUUUUUUCAUACUGUUGCGAUAUUUUUUGAGAAUUGACAAUGUAAUGCUAAGGAUAAAUGAUACUCGUAUCUAUCACGAACUUGGCAAAAAUUACUUGUUACGCGAGUUUACGUCGCGGGAAGCCAAGGUUCAAAAUAUUCGAGUCUCUCCAGCGCUCUUCCUGGAGCCAAGUGAAAUAGCGCCUCACUUGCCAUUGGUCGGAAGUCACUACCACAAGUUAAUAAUACUUGAGAAGGAAGUGUCUAAAUUAAACGAAGAUACGAUCAACUCCCGAGAUGCGGAAAAGCAGGGUACAUCCGCGAGCGAAGAAAAACCAGCAGAAUCUAGUGAACACACGACAGACAGUUCCAUUACUUAAAACUUUUGUGCCGAAGCGCCUGUGUUAUGUGAUAUUGUAUUCGUGAGGAAACAUCAAUGAGGAACUCACUUGUGCAGAUCAUAGACUCUCAUCAGACUUUGAUCAUGAUAAAACCCAAGGUUCUAUAUUUAUGCAUCGAAAGUAAAACAAGAGAAUUAUUUACAAUGGCUUUUAUCUCGGAUUGAUCAGUAUCAAGUCCUCAGUUCGAAACAGAUUUCGCUCUUAUCAUGCUUGUCACUUUAGUAUCUACGUUUUUCUUCUCGUAUCUCUGAUUUUUAAUAAAGA